Molecule: messenger RNA, 879 nt
Organism: Trypanosoma cruzi
Lineage: Eukaryota; Euglenozoa; Kinetoplastea; Trypanosomatida; Trypanosomatidae
Exons: 1
Coding region: 1-879 (292 amino acids)
Molecular function (GO): protein binding
Source: RefSeq, a predicted model, not a curated record
AUGGGGGGCGGGAGCAGCAAGCCUGAAUUGAAGGUUGGGGAGAAGGGCGCAAUCGCGUCCGUUGCGGCACCACCCCCACCAGAAAAAACAUUGUCGUCUGGAACGAAGAAAAGUGACGAGUUUGCCAAAUACCGCGAGUUUCGCGACCAGCUGCUGAGUUUUUCACUUGGGGAGAGUGCGUUUGACUACGCAGAACGACUCUUUGAGAAGAAUCCCUCCAGUCCGGAGGUGAUGGCUCUUCUCGCGGAAACCACCGUCUUGUAUGACAAGAGCAAAAACAAGGUAUUCCGCGAUCACUGGUGCGAUCGACUAGAUCUCCUGCAGCGCGGCGUUGAUGUGAGUCGCAAAUGCAUCAAUGAAAACCCGGAUUAUGGCCCGUGCUAUCGCACAUACGUAUUGUGUGCCACGCGUGAAUCAGAGGCACUUUACUUUAUUAAAAGUUUUCUUGGUCUGGGACUGUUGGAAAACUACAAUGCCAUUAUGAAACGCGGUGAAAAGGGAAUGGAGUUGCUUCCCAGUGAUUCCGACAUCCCUAAUGCUCUUGGAUCGCUCUGUGGUCGCUGUGCAUAUAGGUGGUACAGUCCCACACGUCCCUAUGGCAUAUGGUGCGGGGUACCGGGUUGGAAAGAAAUGUGGGCGAAGAGCAUUGAGUUUCAUAAAAAGGCGGUAGAAAAUGAACCGAAGAACUUGGAGUAUGCGUGCCGACUUGCACAGGCGUAUUAUCAAAGCGGGGAUCUUCAGAAUGCACGUAGGUGGUACGCCAAGGUUCGGGAUGAAAUGCCGCCAGAGGAUUUGAAAGACGAACGUUGGCAAUCACUAGCGCACACAGAGCUGUCCACUGCCUUUGCCAAAACCAGCUGGAACGUUCCAUUUGCGUAG